Molecule: messenger RNA, 825 nt
Organism: Talaromyces atroroseus
Lineage: Eukaryota; Fungi; Ascomycota; Eurotiomycetes; Eurotiales; Trichocomaceae
Exons: 2
Coding region: 1-825 (274 amino acids)
Source: RefSeq, a predicted model, not a curated record
AUGUCUCGCUCAGCAGCCGAUGCGACUCGCUUCACGGCCACAGGGCCAUAUGUUAGUUCCAAAGUUCCAUACCAGCUUCCAACUUCCGUGAAACCAGCCCAAUCCGGGUCAAACCAGCAAUCGCCAAAACCGGGGUCGUCGUCAUCAUCAUCGGCCGAAACCCCAAGGCAAAAAGUUGAGCGUCUUCGUGCCCAGGCGCGCGCUGCAAAGCUCGCUCAGAGCACCACCGCGUUUGACAGAAUAAUUGAGCGAGGUCGUCGGGUGGCCAAUGGAGCGCACAAGGUGAUGAUUUAUACACUCAUUACGGCGUCAGGCGUCUGCGGCGCUCUAACACUUUACUCCGUCGUAUCCCUGACUAUGUGGAACCGUCGCCAGCGCGAACUCUGGCUCGACAAACAACUGCAAGACCUGCAAGCCGCGCGCGAGGCAUACGUGAAAGGCACGGCCACAACGGAGCAACUGGAGAUUCUCAGGAACGAGAAAAUAGGAGAAAUCGAAAAGCGGAAGAAGCAGGAAGCCGACGAACAGCGAUUGUGGAAUCGAACCAAGCGCUUUCUUUUCGAUGGGUUGAAGAAGGAAGAUACUGCAAGUGAGACAUUAGCAGCAGCAACAGGAGCAACAUCGGAUAUAACGAAUAGUAAUAACAACAAUAAUAAUCAGGCGGCAUCAUUCGGUAUUUUGGAAGCUGUCAAUGCGAAGAAGGCUGAGUCGACGCAACAACCACAAACAACACAACCAGGGUCGCUAGAUGUGUUGGCAUCGAAUGUAGAAACGACAGCUAAACAGUCCGCGAAGAGCUGGUCGAGCUGGAUUUGGGGGAAAUAA